Molecule: messenger RNA, 6568 nt
Organism: Anolis sagrei ordinatus
Lineage: Eukaryota; Metazoa; Chordata; Lepidosauria; Squamata; Anolidae
Gene: KDM3B
Product: lysine demethylase 3B
Biological process (GO): regulation of transcription by RNA polymerase II
Cellular component (GO): chromatin; histone deacetylase complex
Molecular function (GO): histone H3K9 demethylase activity; chromatin DNA binding; transcription coregulator activity
Source: RefSeq, a predicted model, not a curated record
GAGUAGCGGGGCGGGCCGUGGUUCGGGGGCCCCAGCGCAGGGCUUGUGGGUCGGCCGUUUGAGGCGGCGGCGGUUGGGCUCUUCCUCCUCCUCCUGCGGCUGCUGCUGCUUCCCGGGGGGGAUGGCGGACGCGGCGGCCUCCCCGGUGGGGAAGCGCCUCUUGCUGUUGUUGGCGGCCGGGCCUGGCGAGGGAGAGGGCGAGGCGGCGGCGCCGGGAGCGGGGCCGGGGCCUGGUUCUGGGCCUGCGCUGCCCUCCCGGGCCUGGAGGAGCGGCACCGUCAGGGCCAUGAGCGGGGCUGUGCCUCAGGAGUUAGCGAAAUUCUGGAAUCCGUUGCAGAUAUUUGUGGAAUUUGACCGGUGCAGCUGGAAUCAGCAUGCUUGGGUAAAGGUUCAUGCAGAAGAAGUUAUAGUUCUGAUGCUGGAAGGAUCUCUGGUUUGGAUUCCUCGGAACGAGCCAGUUCUGCUUCAGGGAACUGGAGUGUCGGUUGAGCAUUGGCCUGCAUUGACUUUCACUCCUUUAGUAGAUAAGCUGGGUUUAGGUUCUGUGGUUCCAGUAGAAUCCCUUGUAGAUCGAGACUUGAGAUUCCUGUCUGACGCCAAUGGAUUACGCCUCUUCCAGAUGGCAACAGAAAGUCAGAACCAAUUUCUCCAAAAAGAGCCUAUAUUGAGGGAAGCUGUCAAUACAUUGAUCAGUGAUCAGAAGCUCCAGGAGAUAUUUAGCAGAGGUCCUUAUACCAUCCAGGGUCAACGUGUAAAGGUGUAUCAACCAGAAGAGGAAAAUAGCUGGGUCUCUGCUGUAGUGAGCUGUCAAGAUCCUAUCACUCGUCUGAUGGAGGUGGUUUUGACUGAGACUGGUGAAAUCAAGUCAGUUGAUCCUCGACUGAUUCAUGUUGUGAUGGACACAUCUGCUUUGAAUGAGGGAGGCUCCCUCAAGGCUGCUAAAUCCUCAAAGGGGAAAAAGAAAAAAGAAAGUGUUGAAGGGAAAGAUGGGCGACGGAGGAAGAAUGCUUCUGAAACUGGGUGUGAUCAUGCAACUAAAAAACUCAAGGAAAGGGGUGAAGUGGAUAGUAAUGGAAAUGAUGGAGGUGAGGCAACCAGGGGAGCUUGGCAAGGAAGUAUCGGUGGUGAUGUGGCUCUGGAUUCACAAGACACACAGCUUCCACCUUUUGCUCCUCAAGUUAAUCGUGAUAUGCGUUUUGCCACAUACACAAAGGAAAAUGGACGAACUCUUGUGGUCCGGGACAAGCCAGUAGGUGGUGACACACCUGUGCCCUUCACUUCCUUUUCUUCAGCUACUGCCCAAGCACUGCUGAGUGGAGUGGGAAGUCAAGAAAUGGCAAAAACCUUAGAGCCAGCCAGUCAAGGCCCAGUGGCUGCCCCUGCGGUAAUUACAACAGCUGGGACAACAUCAACUACUGCGAGGCCAUCAGAUACUUGCCUGCCAGCUAUUACUGGGCAGGAAAAACCGAAAUCAGGUCGUUUGCAAACCCAGGGAGAGAAUUCCCAAAGUUUAAUGUCAGCUUCUCCAGGCUUUGGAGUGACACACUCAAGUGCUUCUCAACCUUUGGCAUUUGACAGUGGGCGCAGCCAGUCCAAUGGAGUAGUCACCCCAGAGAAGAAGCCUGUUGGAUUUCCAUUUAGUACAAGCACUGGUCAUGAAGUUCAGAAAGAUUCUGAUUUGUCAAAGAACUUGUUUUUUCAGUGCAUGUCUCAGAGUCUUCCUUCCAGUAAUUACUUCACAGCCUUGUCUGAGAAUCUUCCUGAAGGGCCAACUAAUCAGGACUCAUUGAAAAAAAGUUCAGAGAGCCUGAGUUCGGGCGUCUGCAAGGGCCAAGGUCUUACAGGAGAAGUUAAACUUGGGACUCCAUUGGGCACUUCUGUGGAGCGGAAACUGCCGGGGGAGUCUAUGCCCACCCUUACACCAGCUUUUCCACGAAGCCUCAUGACUACACGACCUCCAGAUAAUCAUGAGAAUCUUUUUUUGCAGCCCCCAAAACUGUCACGAGAAGAACCCUCAAACCCUUUCCUGGCAUUUGCUGAAAAAUCAGAACUCAGUCCUUUCAGUAGUUUUGCUUCCUCAUCUCAGCCAGGCAUAUCUACUAUUCCCUCUUCGGUUCUUGGUUCCAAGACAACCGCUAGCUGGCCAGAUUUGCACACCUCAACUGACUCUUUAGCUAAAAAGAAGAGCUUGUUUAUAACAACAGAUUCCUCUAAAAUGGUCUCCAGUGCACCUAGUUCAACUCUCUUUGCUGGCGUUCAGGCAUCAUCUGCAUUGGGGAAUGGCCGUUCCAGCUCACCUGUCGGCAGCCUGACACAGCCUAUUGAAAUGCCCACACUCUCUUCCAGUCCCACAGAAGAAAAACCAUCUGUUGGGCCUGGGCAACAGGACAAUCCCCUUAUGAAAACUUUUUCUAAUGUGUUUGGCAGACAUCCGUCUGGCUUUUUCUCUUCGCAGGCAGAGCCACCGCCAGAGAACAAAGCCCCCUUUGAAACUGUGAAAAGGUUCUCUCUUGAUGAGCGGAGCAUGCCAUCCAAGCAAGACUCGGAUUCUAGCACCAACAGUGACCUCUCUGAUAUGAGUGACUCUGAGGAGCAGCUGCACACCAAAGCUUGCCUGAAGGGAAUCCCAGAGCAUUUGAUUGGAAAACUGGGUCCCAAUGGCGAGCGGAACGUUGCCCUGCUAAUGUGCAAGGGAAAAGGAAAGCAAACCCCCAAAGGCAGGCCUCGCACAGCCCCCCUCAAAGUUGGCCAGUCUGUACUGAAAGACAUGAGUAAGGUAAGGAAGCUGAAGCAGUCAGGGGAACCAUUUCUCCAGGAUGGCUCCUGCAUCAAUGUCGCACCUCACCUGCACAAAUGUCGAGAAUGCCGUCUGGAACGCUACCGGAAAUUCAAGGAACAGGAACAGGAUGACUCUACUGUGGCUUGCCGCUUCUUCCACUUCCGCAGGCUGAUAUUUACUCGGAAGGGCAUUCUACGAGUGGAGGGUUUCUUGAAUCCCCAGCAAAGUGACUCUGAUGCUAUGAGUUUGUGGAUUCCAUCAUGUUCUCCUGCUGAGGGAAUUGACCUAGAGACCUCUAAAUAUAUCUUGGCCAAUGUUGGGGACCAGUUCUGUCAGCUCGUUAUGUCUGAGAAGGAAGCAAUGAUGAUGGUGGAGCCACAUCAGAAAGUGGCCUGGAAGAGGGCAGUACGUGGUGUGAGGGAGAUGUGUGAUGUAUGUGAAACAACACUCUUCAAUAUUCACUGGGUUUGUCGCAAAUGUGGCUUUGGGGUAUGUCUUGAUUGUUAUCGUCUCAGGAAAAGCCGUCCACGCACUGAAGCGGAGGAUAUUGGUGAUGAAGAAGUUUUUUCAUGGCUGAAAUGUGCAAAGGGUCAGUCGCAUGAACCAGAGAACCUCAUGCCAACACAGAUCAUCCCUGGCACAGCACUGUAUAAUAUUGGAGACAUGGUUCAUGCAGCACGUGGCAAAUGGGGAAUCAAAGCUAACUGUCCCUGUAUUAACCGGCAGAACAAAUCUGUGUUGCGACCUGCUGUUACCAAUGGCAUUUCACAGCAGUUACCCAGUAUGAAUCCUGGUGCUUCAACCUCUGGAAAUGAAAGCACAUUUUCUAGUGUCACAGGGACAACAGAAGGUGGGCAGCCAGAAACCAAUGUUGUCCCUAAGUCUGAACCUACAGAAGGUGGAACUGAAGACCCUGUCAAGACAGAGGUUCCCACAACCAGCAGCAGUGCGGAAACAAAACCAAGCAAGUCACUGUGCCCUGAAACCAGUCCCUCAUCAGCAUUGCACUGGCUUGCAGAUUUAGCAACCCAGAAGGCAAAAGAGGAGACAAAAGAAGCAGGUUCGCUGAGGUCAGUGCUCAAUAAAGAAUCCCAGUCACCUUUUGGAUUGGAUUCCUUCAACUCCAGUACAAAGGCAUCCCCUUUAACCCCAAAGCUGUUUAAUAGUCUUUUGCUGGGCCCAGUGGCCACAAGCAACAAGACAGAAGGUUCCAGUCUUCGUGAUUUGCUUAACUCUGGGCCAGGAAAGCUUCCCCAGGCCUCACUUGAUACAGGAAUCCCUUUUCCUCCAGUCUUUUCCGGAGCUUCCACUGGGGGCAAGAGGAAAGCCAGUUUGCCCAACUUCCUCGAUCAUAUUAUUGCUUCUGUGGUGGAAAAUAAGAAGACCGCGGACUCAACCAAGCGAUCAAGCAAUUUGGCUGAUACGCAUAGAGAAGUGAAGGAAAUGGUAAUGGGAUUAAAUGUGCUAGAUCCACACACUUCCCAUUCUUGGCUCUGUGAUGGAAGGCUUCUAUGUCUUCAUGACCCCAGCAACAAAAACAACUGGAAGAUCUUCAGGGAGUGUUGGAAACAGGGUCAGCCUGUUCUAGUUUCUGGUGUUCAUAAGAAGCUGAAGGGUGAACUUUGGAAACCAGAGGCAUUUAGCCAGGAAUUUGGAGAUCAGGAUGUAGAUCUUGUCAACUGUAGGAACUGUGCCAUAAUUUCAGAUGUUAAAGUGCGUGACUUCUGGGAUGGUUUUGAAGUCAUUUGUAAGCGGCUUAGAGCAGAUGAUGGGCAGCCUAUGGUAUUGAAAUUAAAAGACUGGCCUCCAGGAGAAGAUUUCAGAGACAUGAUGCCUACUAGAUUUGAGGAUCUAAUGGAGAACCUUCCUCUUCCAGAAUAUACUAAAAGGGAUGGAAGAUUGAAUCUGGCAUCUAGGUUGCCAAGCUACUUCGUGCGACCUGACCUGGGUCCCAAAAUGUACAAUGCAUAUGGACUGAUAACUGCAGAAGACAGAAGAGUUGGUACCACCAAUUUGCACUUGGACGUAUCAGAUGCUGUUAACGUUAUGGUGUAUGUUGGAAUCCCUGUUGGAGAAGGUGCUCAUGAUGAUGAAGUGCUUAAAACUAUUGAUGAGGGAGAUGCUGAUGAUGUUACAAAACAGCGAAUCCAUGAAGCAAAAGAAAAACCAGGAGCAUUGUGGCACAUCUAUGCUGCUAAGGAUGCAGAGAAGAUCAGAGAGCUUCUACGAAAGGUUGGUGAAGAACAAGGACAAGAAAACCCUCCAGAUCAUGAUCCAAUUCAUGACCAAAGCUGGUACUUGGACCAGAACCUACGUAAACGUCUGUAUGAGGAGUAUGGAGUUCAAGGCUGGGCAAUAGUUCAGUUCCUGGGAGACGCUGUAUUUAUUCCUGCAGGAGCCCCUCACCAGGUUCAUAACUUGUAUAGCUGCAUUAAAGUAGCAGAAGAUUUUGUAUCUCCUGAACAUGUAAAACACUGCUUCCGCCUGACCCAGGAGUUCAGACACCUGUCUAACACACACACAAAUCAUGAGGACAAGCUGCAGGUGAAGAACAUCAUCUACCAUGCAGUGAAAGAUGCUGUUGGCACCCUGAAAGCUCAUGAAUCCAAGCUGGCCCGGUCAUAGGGACUGUUGGUUCCCAACCCUCCUCUAGAGUCAUGUUUUUUGCUCACAGUAUGGAAGGGGAAUGAACAUGCCUACAUCUGCAGGAGCCAGAGGCCUCUCCUUAAGAGAUGUUAUGGCAUUCCUUGCACUCUCCAGCCACUGUCUUCUGUGCUGCCUCAAUACUGAACGUCUAAAAGAAGGUCACCGUAACACAGGAUUCCUAACCAGUGAAAGGUGCCAUGUCCCUUUCCUGUGGCCUUUUGCAAAUUUAAAUUGUAUGGAAACCAUGUGGUUUUCCUGCAUAUUAUGAAAUAGAACGUGUGAACCUUUUUCAUGCCUAGUUAGUCUUUCCAAGAAGUUAGAGAGGCUGAUGUGAAGAUGAACAUUCUUAUUGCAGACUGAAAUAGCUAACUCUGAAUGUGUGUGGCCACCAGAAGCCCAGCUACCAAAACACAGGCGUUAGUCCUCCCGAGUCUGUCACAGGCCAAGGGAAAAAAAGAAAUUGUUCUUCAUGCUCCCCUUAACAGUUCUCUGUACACUGUAGAAACACAGAAAAGAAAAAAGUAACCACUGUUUUUCCUAGAUGGCUCCAGGAUUUUUAAAUUGUGUAUUUAGUGAGAAACUAGGUUUGUAGUGAAACAGUAUUUCAUGAAAGUAGAUUUUUUAGAAUUUGAAAUACAGCAAAUCUUCCUGGAUUACAAAGAAAGGCAUGUUGCAUUUAGUCUUCCUUUCAAUAAAAUCUUUUGAGAAAUAGAAGUAAAUCUAGAAUAGCACAAUUGGCCAGAAAAUAAUGCAAAGAAAUUGAUUUCCAACACCAGUUUCCACAAAGACAGAAGUAAAGGGUGGGGGAAAAACUUUUACGUUUUGGAGAUGUUGUACAUCUCUCCCGGAAUAGUUAAACAAGGCAAUAGUUCACUGUUUGUCAGUUUUAGAUUGGGACUACUACUACUCAGAUCUGAUUUUCAAUAUCGGCUUUGUCCAGAAUCCUUUUCAAUAAAAUGUUCCUGCUUGAUAGAGUUGUGUUGAAAGUUGUCACCAUUGAACUGAUGGAUUCCAUUGUUUGACUGUUCAUUGGGACUAUAUUAUCUACCUUCUAUCCAGCUGUACUGUAGUGCCACCUGCAGGCCUGUUAAUAUGUUCACGGUUAUUUCAUUUUUAAAAAAAUAAAAGUCAUUUACUGUAGAA